Molecule: messenger RNA, 1858 nt
Organism: Gossypium raimondii (Peruvian cotton)
Lineage: Eukaryota; Viridiplantae; Streptophyta; Magnoliopsida; Malvales; Malvaceae
Product: zinc finger protein AZF1
Exons: 1
Coding region: 922-1623 (233 amino acids)
Biological process (GO): response to stress
Molecular function (GO): DNA-binding transcription factor activity
Source: RefSeq, a predicted model, not a curated record
AUUCAAUUUUAUUUUCUUGCCAUAUACGAUCUACUUUGAAAGUUCCUAUAUUGAGAUAAAGACCGAGGUGAAGAGUUGAAUAACCCGAUCUUUUAGAUAAGCUAAGGUAACUAAGGUCAUGGUCAGUGGUCCACGUCGAGCAGGCUAGCAAAGGCUUGGCCCACACAUUGCAGGGUUUGUGGUGGGUGCACUGCUUGGCCCCCCGCUCAUCACUCGCCGGUUGUUAGACAGGUGAGCUAAGAACAAAUGGACCACCCAAGUAAUUUCCUGAUGACUCAACCAACUAGAAAAGUCGCAGCCGCGGUUACCAAUUGACACGCCUUAGCAUAAAAGCCAAGUUAAGUUCCCACUAUGCCACUUCUUCUGCUGUUGGUGCAACACGCUAAACACACCCAUCCAAGACCAUUUCAAUUUUAAAACACAUUACAGUCGGAUUCGGCCAUUACCUUUUCAACCAUCUCCCAUGUUUCCACUAUACACACACAGUUCCACCUUAUCAUCGUAUGUGUGGGGGAAGUUAAAUAUUGAAGUAGCAACUUUCCUAGUAUUUUACCAAACGAACAUACGGAAAGUUCCUGUUGAUAUUACUGCAAGAAUAAACCAAGUCUUGAUUGUUGACUUAGAAACAGUCACCAGUUUGAAGACAACACCAAUAUUUCAUAUCCCAUUGGACAUUCCUGCAAAGCCCCCAUAAUUUAUUACUAUAACAUCCCAAUCCACACUCCACUCACCCAUUGGCCGACGACAUGCAAACAUAAAACUUUCUUCAACCUGCUCAUUCUCAGUCUCCACUUAUUAAGCACUUUCCUUCCACGCUUCCCUUCUAUUCCUUGUUCCUCCCAAUAUAAAAACCAUUCCUUUGUUCGCUCUAAACACUCACCCCAAGCCAACCCCAACUCCCCAUUGAAAAACCUCUCCUGAAUGGCUCUUGAAACGUUGAAUUCUCCAACUUCAGCACCUCCACUGCUCCACCAUGAUGAUACAGUUGACCACCACUGUGUUGAGCCGUGGACAAGGAGGAAAAGAACAAAAAGAUCCAGAACUGAAAACCCGCCAACGGAAGAAGAAUACUUAGCUCUUUGCCUUCUCAUGCUGGCUAAGGGAACCACCAGGAACAACCCCUCAGGCUCAGCUGCCGCCAAAAACUCCCUCAAUCAUAACUACAAGUGUGAAGUUUGUAACAAAUCGUUUCCAACUUAUCAAUCUUUAGGGGGACACAAGUCCAGUCACAGGAAAUUUGUUGGAGCUGAUGAAGACCCCACAACCACGGCUGCUGCUGAAGAUAAAUUCACCGCAUCCACGACGGCUACAAAUUCACAUCCCAUGAUCAGCAACCAAGGUGGCAAGACACACACGUGUUCCAUCUGUUACAAGACGUUUUCUUCAGGUCAAGCCUUGGGAGGACAUAAAAGAUGCCACUACGAAGCUGGCAGCAACAAUAAUAACAGCGGUAACGAUGGUGUUAAAUCCUGGAGCCAAAGUCAACGUGACUUCGACUUGAAUUUACCUGCUGGACCAGAUGAAACAAGUAUGGACGUUCUUAGACAAGAUAAAUUUUGCCGCAACGAUGAAGAGGCGAGAGUCCGUUUACCAACGCUUAAGCACGGAAGCUGCAAGGUUUAAUGAAUGUUUUGUAAAAGAACAGAUUUAGAAUAGGUGAAUGAUUGGAGUGGACUUUGUUGUUGUUUAUUUUAUUCUUUUUCUUUUUCAAUUUAAUUGGCAUGUUUUAACGUUAUUUAUUUAAUUACUUUUUUAGCUCUCUCUUGGUUUUGUUGAUGUACAUGAGGAUUAAGGUCAUUAUAAAAUAUUUGUAAGUUCGGUAUUGAAAAAUUUUAUAUGCUCAUGUCUUCUUAUUAAA